GGCUGUGAGCCGGCCUUUCGUAAUUGCCCCCUCCCCGCGGCCCCCUCCCCGAGGCCUCCCCCUUCUCCCGCCCUCCCGCCCGCCCUCUCUCCCUCCCUCUUUCCCUCGCAGACCGACAAGGCAGCAAUUACGCUUUGGGGAUAAAACGAGGCGCAGAGAGCGGGCUGGGGCAUUUCUCCCCGAGAUGGCGGGUCCGACAGCUGCAGCCCUGUGGCCCGGAGCCCUCCUGCUUCUGCUGUGUAUCCUCCACCCCUCGCAGCCUGGAGGGGUCCCAGGGGCUGUUCCUGGUGCAGUGCCUGGAGGCGUCUUCUUCCCAGGCGCUGGUCUCGGAGGCCUGGGAGGAGCACUGGGCCCUGGAGGCAAACCACCCAAGCCAGGGCUUGGGGCCUUUCCUGGAGGGGUCUUCCCAGGAGCUCUGGUGCCCGGCGGCCCGGCUGGCGCUGCUGCAGCCUAUAAAGCCGCUGCCAAGGCCGGUGCUGCGGGGCUUGGUGGCAUCGGCGGCUUAGGAGUGUCUGCAGGUGCGGUGGUACCUCAGCUCGGAGCAGGAGUUGGAGUGAAGCCCGGGAAGGUGCCAGGUGUGGGGCUCCCAGGUGUAUACCCAGGUGGAGUGCUCCCAGGCGCAGGAGCUCGGUUCCCGGGUGUAGGGGUGCUCCCUGGGGUUCCCACUGGAGCAGGCGUCAAGCCCAAGGCCCCAGGUGGAGGCGGAGCUUUUGCUGGAAUCCCAGGAGUUGGACCCUUUGGAGGUCCGCAGCCUGGAGUCCCUCUGGGGUACCCCAUCAAGGCACCCAAGCUGCCAGGUGGCUACGGACUGCCCUACAGCACUGGGAAACUGCCCUUUGGCUAUGGUCCUGGAGGAGUAGCUGGUGCCGCGGGCAAGGCCGGGUACCCGACGGGGACAGGGGUUGGCGCACAGGCUGCAGCAGCAGCAGCAGCUAAAGCAGCAGCAAAGCUUGGUGCCGGAGGAGCCGGAGUUCUCCCAGGUGCUGGCAUUCCUGGCGGGCCCGGCGUGAUUCCUGGCAUCGGAGGCAUCGCAGGGGUCGGGGCUCCAGAUGCUGCGGCUGCAGCUGCCGCUAAGGCAGCCAAAUAUGGAGCUGCUGGAGGCUUAGUGCCUGGUGCGCCAGGCUUUGUCCCAGGAGCAGUCGGCAUCCCAGGAGUUGGAGUCCCAGGUGUUGGGGUCCCAGGUGUUGGAGUCCCUGGUGUUGGAGUCCCAGGUGUUGGAGUCCCUGGUGUUGGAGUCCCAGGUGUUGGAGUCCCAGGUGUUGGGGUCCCAGGUGUUGGAGUCCCAGGGGCUGUGUCACCAGCUGCAGCUGCUAAAGCAGCAGCCAAAGCGGCCAAAUUCGGGGCCAGAGGCGGAGUGGGAGUUGGAGGUAUUCCCACUUACGGCGUUGGUGCUGGGGGCUUUCCUGGCUUCGGUGUCGGAGUUGGAGGUGUUCCUGGGGCUGGCAUUUCCCCUGCAGCCCAGGCAGCGGCCGCCAAGGCAGCCAAGAUCGGUGCUGCAGGAGCAGGAGCCCUGGGAGGGCUGGUGCCCGGUGCCGGAAAAAUACCAGGUGUGCCAGGCGCUGAAGGGGUACCAGGGGCAGGGAUCCAGGCAGCGGCAGCCGCCAAAGCAGCCGCUAAAGCAGCCCCGUUCGGGGUAGUCCCGGGUGUUGGCGUGGGUCCCGGUGUCGGUCUGGUUCCCGGAGUCGGCGUGGGUCCCGGUGUUGGCAUUGGCCCCGGUGGUGUCAUAGGAGCAGGGGCCCCAGCUGCAGCCAAAGCCGCGGCUAAGGCGGCCGCCAAAGCCCAGUUCCGGGCUGCCGCUGGGCUUCCUGCCGGCGUUCCCGGAUUUGGAGCCGGUGUUGGAGUUCCUGGACUUGGAGUUGGUGUUGGUGUUCCUGGAUUUGGGGCAGGUGCAGUACCCGGAGCCCUGCCCGCAGCUAAAGCUGCCAAGUUUGGAGCAGGGGUCGGGGCCCUUGGAGAGCUUGGAGAUCUUGGUGGAGCCGGUGUCCCAGGUGGUGUGGCAGGAGCCGGACUUGAUGCUGCGGCUGCGGCUGCGGCCGCCAAAGCUGCUGCCAAAGCCGCCCAAUUUGGGUUGGGGGGAGUCGGUGGGCUCGGAGUUGGAGGACUUGGAGUUGGAGGGCUUGGAGUUGUCCCAGGGGCCGUGGGCCUUGGAGGUGUGCCCCCAGCUGCAGCUGCUAAAGCAGCCAAAUUUGGUGCCGCUGGCCUUGGAGGUUUCCUAGGCGCCGCCAGGCCAUUCCCAGCUGGAGGUGUCGCAGCAAGGCCUGGCUUCGGACUGUCUCCUAUUUUCCCAGGUGGCGGAGCCGGGGGCCUGGGAGUUGGCGGCAAACCUCCCAAGCCCUACGGAGGGGCCCUGGGAGCCCUGGGAUACCAAGCUGGGGCCUGCCUGGGGAAACCCUGUGGCCGGAAGAGAAAAUGAGCUUCCCGGGACCCCUGACUCACGACCUCAUCAACGUUGGUGCUACUGCUUGGUGGAGAAUGUAAACCCUUCGUGACCCCCCCCCC
Messenger RNA from Globicephala melas (long-finned pilot whale), 2499 nucleotides. It is a transcript of the gene ELN, whose product is annotated as elastin. The record is from RefSeq and is a predicted model, not a curated record. Gene Ontology annotation, molecular function: extracellular matrix structural constituent. NCBI's taxonomy places the organism in Eukaryota, Metazoa, Chordata, Mammalia, Artiodactyla, Delphinidae.